AAGCAAAAGGUUACUGUUUCGAUGCAAAAACAUGUUACUAAGUAUAUUUAACCAUUCAUAAUUCAUUAUUCUUGUCAAUCAUGUUUACAAUGGUUAAUAAAAGCUUGUGUUUUUGCUUCCUAAACCGUAAGAGCAGCAAAGCUAAGCAAGAAGGAUCAUCUUCACAUUCAAAAUCAAGUCACAGAAGUAAGGGUAUCAACAACACCACGUCAGCCAACAGUUAUGAUAGUAACCACGCCGGAGCCACCACCAAUCCAGGUGGCAACGAUGCGGGAGCAGCAGCAGUAGCGGUCAUUGCCACGUCACAUAUAGCUGACAUGGAUGGUAGUUCCCAUGGCGGUGGUGGUGGCGGUGGAGGCGACAGUGGUGGCGGAGGAGGAGAAUGAAUUGAAGUGAUCAAUUUAUUUCAGCUUAUUUGGAUUGAUUUUUUUGUGGUUUGAUUUGGGUGAAUUAAUGUGUGAUGGUUGUUGUGUGUGGCAGUCCAACGUUCAGUUGUGGUUGUAUCAGUUGCUUUAGCAAGUGAGAGAUGAAUUGUAUGUGCCAUUUUGGAUUCGGAAGGGAUAGGUCUUUUGGGCAUUUUAAUAUUAUUUAAUCGACAGUGUCUCAUUUUCUUCCUUUGAUCAUGUCAUUCACGUUGGUAGCAUUAAGAAGCAAUAAAUGGUCUGUUUUUUACCCUCA
This is a messenger RNA of Lycium barbarum (goji berry), 678 nucleotides long. RefSeq lists its product as uncharacterized. The coding region runs from base 81 to 386 and encodes 101 amino acids. NCBI's taxonomy places the organism in Eukaryota, Viridiplantae, Streptophyta, Magnoliopsida, Solanales, Solanaceae. The transcript is spliced from 2 exons. The record is from RefSeq and is a predicted model, not a curated record.